CACCUGGCGCAGCACGCCGCCUCCGGCCGCCUCUUCGUGGCUGGCGUGAACCGGCUGUGGCGGCUGGACUCGGCGCUGACGCAGCUCUCACGGCUGGAGACGGGGCCUGUGCAGGACAACGUCACAUGUCCCGCGGCCGGCUGCCCGGCCGGCGCCGCCACGGCGCCCACCGACAGCUUCAGCCAGCUGCUGCUGGUGCUGGACGAGAGCCGGCAGCUGCUCAGCUGCGACUCGGUGCGGCAGGGCGCCUGCUGGCUGCGGCCGCUGGACGAGCCCGGCCGCGCCCAGUUCCUGGCCGUGAACGUGGCGGCCAACCAGCCGGACGCCACGACGGUCGGCCUGGUGGCGCCCGAGCGCUAUCACCGCUGGCAGGGCGAGCCGCUCGCGCUGUAUGUGGCUGCCACGUUCACGGACGCCGGGCCGUACCGCCACGACGUGCCGGCCGUGGCCACGAGGCGGCUAGAUGACCUGCAGUACGCCGAGAUCUCGUUCUCACAGCAGUCGCUGCUGCGGAUCGAUGUCAAGUACCGCGAUCAUUUUCUAGUGCAGUACAAGGCCGGCUUCGCGGCCGGGGACCACGUGUACUUCGUGGCGGUGCAGAAGAAGUCGCACCUGCCCGGCCAGGACGAGGUGGGGUACAUUUCGCGGAUAGCGCGCGUCUGUGUGACGGACCCCAACUACAACAGCUACACGGAGGUGACAGUGGAGUGCGGCGCGUACAACCUUGUGCGGUCGGCCCGUUUGACCUCGGCCGGCGCCGACCUGGCCGCCGCGGCCGGGGUUAAGACCGGCGACCCGGUGCUGGUGGCAGUGUUCUCGCCCAGUGACGGCAACACGAUGGUGUACCAGAACAAGUCGGCCGUCUGUGUGUUCCCUCUCCGUCAAGUGGACAAGGCGCACGACGAGAGCAUCAACAUGUGCUUCAACGGGACAGUGCCCUACCGAAACAUGGAGUAUAUAUCCGGAUUAAUCGAGAACGGGAUGUGCAUUCAGUCGUCGGUUCAGCUGACGAUCCGCACGCUGCCGGCGCUGCCGCCGGGCGCCAAGUACCAGUGCGUGUUCGGCGAGACGCCGGCCGUGCCCGCCGGCGCCGACCACGUGGCCGUGCCGCUCUCGGUGCGCUCCUCCGAGACCAACAAGGACUUCGUGUCGCGCCAGUUCUCCUACUACGACUGCUCUCCGGCACGCCACAACCCGUCGCCGCUCGUCACCCACGGCGGCGCGUUCUGCCCGCGCUUCAAGCCGUCGCCGACGCCGAUCCUGCUCGCCAACGGCCGCCGCAGCGAGGUGGCGGUGCAGGCAGAGAACCUGCCGCGCCCCGAGCCGGGCGGCGCCGCCGUCUUCCACUGCAUCGUCGAAAUCGAGGGCGCCAAGAUGCGCGUGCCCGCCCGCGUAGAGCGCGGCGAGCGAGUUAUCUGCGAGAAGACCUCGUACUCGUACCAGGCGGCCGAGAGUGAGCUGACGGCGCGGCUGACGGUCGUCUGGGACGGCGACCGGCUGGUGGACGCCACCAACGUGACGCUGUACAAGUGCGGCGUGCUCGGCAGCCACCGCGGCCACGCCGACUGCUCGCUCUGCGUGACGCGACCAUCGCGCUACGAGUGCGCCUGGUGCGGCGACGCCUGCUCGCACCGCGCCGACUGCGGCCAGGGCGCCGCGCUCGAGUGCCCCAAGCCACGCAUCGACCUGAUCUACCCGCUGAGCGGGCCGGUGGAGGGCGGCACGCUGCUCACCAUUGAGGGCUCGAACCUGGGGCGGCGCGCGGCGGACGUGCGCGACCGCAUCCUCGUCGGCGACGUGCCGUGCGCGCUGGUCGAGUACCAGGUGUCCGUGCGCAUCGUGUGCCGCACGGGCGCCACCGCGCACCCCAUGAACGUGGCCGUCGCCGUCGGCAACCACGCCGGCUUCGCCGAGUCGGCCGUCAAGUACAGCUACCACGACAUCCAGCUGUUCGACGUGCACCCGCGCACGGGGCCGGAGAGCGGCGGCACUCGCCUCACGCUCUCCGGCGGUCACCUGACGGUGGGUUCGCGCGUGCGCGUCUGGCUGGACCACCUGCCGUGCGCGGUGACGCAGGGCCCCGGCCAGCUGAGCUGCGUGACGGCGCCGUCGGACGGCACGCGCUCCGUGCGCACCCUCACGCUGCAGAUCGACGCGGCCAACCGUACUCUCGUCGGCAACCCGUUCAACUACACGAGCGACCCGAGCGUGCUGGAGAUCAAGCCGCUGCGGUCGCCCGAGUCCGGCGGCCGACUUAUCAUGGUGCACGGCACCAACCUGGACUCGAUCCAGGAGCCGCAGAUGACUGUCUUCCUCGACGACCAGCAGAAAGUGCUCAACGCCACGGUGUGUCGGGUGCUGAGCAGCUCCCAGAUGCAGUGUCCGUCGCCGCCGGUGGACCCGCGCGCCGUGCGGGGCGCGGGCUGGCGCCGCGAGAUCCGCGGCAAGCCGUCCAAGUACGCCCGCUCGCCGCGGCCGCCGCACGACGACGUGCUCAGCCUCAACAUCGGCUUCAUCAUGGACAGCGUGGCCGGCGUGCGCAACCUGAAGCAGCACAGCGCGCUGAUGCGGAGCACGCUGCUGUACGUGCAGGAUCCGGUCGUGAUGCCCUUCCCCGGUCGCGUGAAGCUGUACAAGGGCGACACGCUGGUGAUCGAGGGCCAGAACCUGAACCUGGCUGCCGACGAGUCGGACAUGCGGGUGCUGAUCGGCACGCACUCGUGCAACGUCACCUCGCUGGCGCUCAGCCAGCUGGUGUGCACGCCGCCGGCGGUGCAGCCGCCGGGCACGGACGACCUGGGCCGGCCGACGCCCGAGCAGGUGCCGCUCGUGGUCGUGCGCGUCGGCGAGAACCUCCGCUUCCCGCUCGGCCUGCUGCGCUACGAGAUGAUUAAGCCGUACACGUUCCCGCCGGAGGUGGUGGGCGGCAUCGCCGUCUCGGGCGUGAUCCUGGUGCUGCUGUCGGUGGUGAUCCUGGCCGUCUACCGGCGCAAGUCGACCCAGGCCGAGCGAGAGUACAAGCGCAUCCAGAUCCAGAUGGACACGCUCGAGAGCAACGUGCGCAUGGAGUGCAAGCAAGCAUUCGCCGAGCUGCAGACGGACAUCACGGACCUCACGGCGGACCUCGAGUCGACCGGCAUCCCGAUCUUCGACCAUCGCACGUUCGUGAUGAAGGUGUUCUUCCCCGGCGUAACCGACCACCCGAUCCUGGCCGAUCCGAAGCUGCGCGUGAACGGCACGCGCACCAACUUCGACACGGCCAUGGUGCAGUUCGAGCAGCUCAUCAACAACCGCUACUUCCUGCUGACGUUCAUCGAGGUCCUCGAGUCGCAGAAGUCCUUCAGCAUCCGCGACAAGGUGAACGUGGCGUCGCUGCUGAUGGUGAUCCUGAUGUCCAAGAUGGAGUACGCGACCGAGAUCCUGCGCCUGCUCCUGCUGCGCCUCAUCGACAAGUCCAUCAGCUCCAAGUACCCGCAGCUGAUGCUGCGGCGCACCGAGUCGGUGGUGGAGAAGUUCCUCACCAACUGGAUGGCGCUCUGCCUGUACGAGCACCUGCGCAGCGACUCGGCCGCCAGCCUCUUCCUGCUGACGGCCGCCAUCAAGCACCAGGUGGAGAAAGGUCCGGUGGACGCGCUCACGCACGACGCGCGCUACUCGCUCUCCGAGGAGCGCCUGCUGCGCGAGCAGAUCCCGCACAGCACCGUGACGAUACACUUGGUUCAAGAGGAUCCUCAUUAUGAAAAGAUUCCGUACCAGAUGUACCAGACCCUUCAAAUCGCUCCUGAGGAGCUGGAGGAGAAAGUUCAGUGUCGCGUGCUGGACUGCGACACCAUCAACCAGGUCAAGUCGAAAAUCCUGGACGCACUCUACAAAAACACCCCACACACGCUGCGGCCUUCGAUUCACGAGGUCGACUUGGAGUGGCGCCACGGGCGCGGCGGCCACCUGACGCUGGCCGAUGAAGAUCUGACGAGCAAGAUGGUGGACGGGUGGCGCCGUCUCAACACACUGGCUCACUACGGCGUCAAGGACUCUGCCGUGAUGUCGCUGGUGCCCCGGCAGGCCUCCCAGGUCUCGCCCGCCACCAGGAGUCCCUACUCGAGCGUCUACUCGAUCCCGACAUCGGUGUCGCCGUCACAGAACGGCACGCUGCGCAAGGUGAACAUGUACCACCUGGUGCGGCCGGCCUGUGAGUACGCCAGCCAGCGGAGCGAGCGCUCCCACAAGGCCAUCCCCGAGAUCUUCCUCACGCGCCUGCUCUCCACCAAGGGCACCAUCCAGAAGUUCGUCGACGACCUGCUCACGACGAUCCUGGACGCGGGCGAGACGCUGCCGCCGGCCAUCAAGUGGCUGUUCGAUCUGUUCGACGAGGCGGCGCGGGUCCACGCCGUGCCCAACGGCGAGGAGGUGACCUACGCCUGGAAAUCAAACUCGCUGCCGCUGCGCUUCUGGGUCAACUUCAUCAAGAACCCCGACUUCCUGUUCGACAUCGACAAGUCGGUGACGGUCGACUCGUGCCUGACGGUGAUCGCGCAGACCUUCAUGGACGCGUGCUCAACGUCCGAGCACCGGCUCGGUAAAGACUCGCCGUCCAACAAGCUGCUGUUCGCCAAGGACCUACCGCACUACCGGUCGCAAGUUGAGCGUUUCUACCGCGACGUCAACGAGCUGCCGACGGUGACGGACCAGGAACUGAACUCGCACAUGCAGCGGCUGUCAGUGGCGCACCUCGGCCAGUUCGACGUGAUCGCCGCGCUCAAGGAGCUCUACAUAUACGUGACCAAGUACUUUGACGAUGUGAUGAAGGCGCUGGAGUCGGACGAGCACUGCCGCCGCCUCCACCUGCCGCACAAACUGGAGAACGUGCAGAGCACCAUGGAGGGGGAGGAGACCUCCAUGUGCUAGUGGCGCGCGCUGUGAGCGGCGGCGGCGGCGCCGCGCCUUCGUCCAGGGGUCGGGGUCGGGCGCGCGGACCGUUCGAGGCACGGGUGUGAUGUCGGGACGCCGGAUCGGGCGCUGGCCCGUCGCCUCGUCCCAGUCGUGCACUCUCUCGGAGGUCCGCCGCGCGGUUUCGGUUCUCGUAGUGCCUGGGUGUCGUUGGGGCGUUAGUCACUGAGCGUUAGUCACGGAGUGCUCUCGCGGCGCGCUAUUCCAAUUGCAGAAUCGCCAAAAUGAACCGUGUACAGAUUUUAUAAGCUGUGAUAUAUUUCAUUGAGGAAGGGAUGGGGCGCGUCCGUGCUGCUCUGUCGCGGUGGAAUGCGCCGGCGCUCCGCGGUUGUCUGUCUCGUGUUCUCUUGCCAACUGCAAUGCCAAAUGCGCCGAGAUCGUGGGGGCAGCGUCCAAAGCGUGUUAGUGGCCUAUUGUUUGUUGUCCAUCCAGCGAAGCUCAGUUCUUUGCGACCCGCACAAUGCUCGGGACCGCCUGACCGUCGCAGCUAGCGGGUGGCUCGCCGGCCGACCGCGCUGCCGGCGUCCCUGCUGGUGGCUUCUGUGGUAUCUGCUCAGUGUGCGGCACGGAGGCGACCCACGACAGAGUGCGCCGCCGAACCCUGGCGGCGAGCGCCGCAACUAGUCCUUAUCGCGUGCGUUCGCGCCGCGCGCCGGUGUACUUAAGUCUAGGCAUUUUAUAUUUUGUAAGCCGUGCAGGAUCGAUAUGUUAUACGCUGCAAUGUUUUCUUGUAUUGUGCAUUGAUUUUGUACAAAAUGAUAUUUAUAAAAUGUAAAUAAAGUC
This is a messenger RNA of Pollicipes pollicipes, 5730 nucleotides long. RefSeq names its product plexin-B-like. NCBI's taxonomy places the organism in Eukaryota, Metazoa, Arthropoda, Thecostraca, Pollicipedomorpha, Pollicipedidae. Gene Ontology annotation, molecular function: protein binding; semaphorin receptor activity. The record is from RefSeq and is a predicted model, not a curated record. The transcript is spliced from 12 exons. The annotation marks the transcript as partial. Gene Ontology annotation, biological process: regulation of cell migration; regulation of cell shape; negative regulation of cell adhesion. Gene Ontology annotation, cellular component: plasma membrane; semaphorin receptor complex.